GCCUCUCGGCGAUCCAGUCCCUGCACGCAGCCAGGAGUCUAUAAAUAAAAACUAAAACGAAACAAAAUAGGGUGCUCGGUUUGUUUCGCAACGCGCUGAUCGAAGCUGUGUACGGUACUUGUGUACUGCACGUGCGCUCUUCACUUCUAAAAUGCUAAAAAAAAAAUAAUUGAUGUUAGGAGACAGUGGUAGACAGGCUUUUGUUAAAUGAGCUCCGGGUGCAGAGAAGCCGAGGCCUGCCGGCGUGGGUUUGCCUUGUUUACGGUUAGGAGGAUGACCGCAUGACUCGGAAAAAGAAAAAAUCCGAGAAACCACGUUCACGCCUUAAGUCUAAAGCUGCGCCAAGGCCAACCAGGCGCUCAAGUGAAUCUUCUAAAGGCAUCAUAGUGUGGCUUCUGGGCAGCCUGUACGGAAUCUGCCUUUCCACACUUGGUGCCGCAAUCACCCUCCUAGGUAGCUUCAGCAAGUGCUGUAAGCAGUCUCACCAUUCUGCUGAGCAAGGGGAAGACAACUUGGGAAGCACCUCUAGCACAGCUGCCACGCUCUGUGCAAAGAUCUUCCAGAAGGCAAGGACUCUGCUGGUUACCGGACGUGAUAUCCUUAGCAGUGCUCCACCAUGGUGGCCCGAAGGGACUGGUCAGCCAGGCCACCAAGAAAGCUCAGACGACAGUGGCAAGCCCUUGCUGGAAUCUUCCCAAUCGCAAGAAAGUGAGACCGAAAGCACAGAGGAGCAAAGGUUUGCAGACGACAUGUUACGAGCAAGUGACCAAGACACUGCACUAUUCACCUCCGAACGGGAUGUGCACAAAACAGUAUCAAAGCAACCUCCGAGCAUACCUUCGGGGAAAACGGACGAGAGAUUCAACAGCACUGAACGUACUCAACUAAAGACUGUUGAUGGCAAGCCUAGCUCUAUUGAAGUUCCCAAAAAUUCUGGACACGAGUCGAACCAGCCUCAGAAUACUGGAAGAACACAGGUCAAAAAGACUGGAGGUAGGAAACGAAGCCAGAAAGCUGACCUCAAUGACAGAGUGCCCGAGGCAGUGCAAAGUGUUAAAAGAGGUGGCAUUCCAACAGAAGAAACCAGUAAAGCUCAAAACACCAAAAGGAAUAUUGCGACUGAUAUCAACAAAAAGGCACAAAGAGUUGUUCCUGGAGAAAAUGGUGAAUCUAAAAAGUCCCCAUUGCUAGCAUACACACAGUCUCAAAUAACUGCAGAGGUGGACGGCAACGCAACAGACGGCACAGAUAGCACAGCUCCCAGCCGCAACGCAAAAGGGGGAACAAAAAGAGACAGCCGAGCUAUCGAAGUUGGAAAAAAAUAUGGUCGCCAAUCGAGCCAGCUCCGGAAUACUAAAACAGCUCAAGUCAAAAUGAUUGCAAAGACUGGAGAUAAGGAACAGAUUAACGAGGCCACUGGCCUUGGUUCUAAAACGCCCAAGACAGCAAAAAGCAUCAAGACGGAUGUUCUCCCAACUGGAGCACCCAGUAAGCCUAAAAAAAACAAGAUCCCUCCAACUCUGUUGACCAAGAAAGUACCAUCAGUUGAGAAAGAGGGCCUUGUAGUGCAGGUGCCCAAAGAAAACUGUGAACCCAACAAACACCCUGCUGAAAUGAAGAGCAAUGAAAAGGAUGGCACAGAAGGCAAAGCCCCCACUGUCAAGACAAAGAAGGAAGCACAACCAUCGAGAGUAAACAAGUCAAAGAUGAAAACUAAGACAAAAUCAGAUUCGGACCUUGCAGCAAAAAGUCGUGGCUUCUUGAAAACGGAGGGCAAGGAGGCAGCAAAUGAUGGAAGUGAGCCAGACCAAAACACAAGUGGCAACAAAACUGCUGGCUGGCUGCCAGACAAAUUCUUGGCGUACGUCAGACUCGCCGAUCGUGGCAAUGUCCCAGAGAUUCUUGUAGAUGCCCAGAAGACCCAAGACGGCGCAGUCGAGGGACGCACAGGGACCAGGUUGGAAAAAACAUCUUUGUUUUCGGCAGAGCGCAAGCAUUCUCUCGUGUCGACCAUAAAACAGGUCGUGAGACUCUGCUCAAAGAUGCUGCACAUACUUGAAGUAAACAAGACUGGAGCCAAAGAUGAUGAGGAAAGACAACAGAACGGCAGUGGUUCACACGACCUGCAACAGGAGCACAUCAUCCAAAGAGACCCUGAACCCAACAGCAGCAAACAAGGAACAUCAGACGAAUUUUGUAAAACCAUUUCGCCCAACACGAGCAGCAAAGUUGCAGACGGGACUCUAGACGUCGAGGGUACUUUGGCAAGACCAUCGCACCCGCCACCCCUACCACACAUGAAGGUGGUAGAAAAAGGAGACCGCACUCUUUCUAACCACACGACUCGAGCAUCUAACAAUGGGGCAAAUGACAGAAGCAUUUGGCAAACGCCAGAGAAAAAAACGACAGUAGAUGCAAGCGCCGGCAAGAUGCAAGGCGUUCCCAGGCACGGAGGGGAGACACCCAGCUCUGGAACCUUCAGCUGGCAGGUCCCCAGAGACCUCCUUGUCUCUGGGGGCCAAAGACUUCGAGACCUCAAGAAGGGCGAGCCUUUCGACGCUGCUCCAACAAACGUUCCAAGGCCCGGCUGGAAACGGGAGGCAGCUGCAUCGGCGAACCUCGGGGGAUCCGACGAGCGCCCGCCGCAACAUCAACACUCGCCCUUCAGCACCGACGGCCCCGGGAGACUGGACGUUGGUCCGAAGCAUGCUUCCCCAGUGGGGAAGCUGGACCAGUCCAGGAAAGAACUCUGGGAGAAAAGGGGAGGUGCUCACAUCCCCGCAGGGGCAGCGAAGUUUAGGCGACGGCUUCCAGCAGGUUGGCAGAAGCGGCGCACCAUGGCAACGGGCCCCGCACGUCUAUCGGAGGUGCAAGACGGCCACCAUCCGCCUUCGAGUGUGUCUGGCGGCUGCUGCGAUUCGUCCCUCGGGGACGACUACUGGCCGUGCCAGCAGGGCCGCUCCGGGAAGGUGAGGGGCCUCAUGCGAACCUACGAAACUCCGCAACUGAAGCCGCGCAUCCAGAGCCCGGCAGAACGCUGACGCAAGAAGACAUUGACACACUUUGCUUCUUCGUGGUAUAACUUUAUUAAAUAUAUAGCGCUUCGUGGAAAUGUAGAACUCUGAUAUAAAAA
Messenger RNA from Ixodes scapularis (black-legged tick), 3133 nucleotides. RefSeq names its product AF4/FMR2 family member 4-like. The record is from RefSeq and is a predicted model, not a curated record. Lineage: Eukaryota; Metazoa; Arthropoda; Arachnida; Ixodida; Ixodidae. Bases 282 to 3041 code for a protein of 919 amino acids. The transcript has 4 exons.